AUGUUACUCAACAACGUCCUGUGCCGGACUGCUACUGCUGCAUUACGGGUUUCCACGAUCGGGAAACAUUCUUUCUGCCAAAGUACUUGCACUAGUCGGUUACUAAACCAGCGCCCACAGCACCAGAACAAUCUACAGUAUUUAGUCAAAGCAUUUUCAAGCCUUAACGGAAAAAUGGUGAAACAAGGACCACGUCCACUCGUCAUCUGUGGCCCAUCGGGUUCGGGCAAAAGUACGCUGCUGAAAAAGCUGUUCAAGGAAUUCCCGGAUACGUUCGGAUUCAGUGUGUCUCAUACCACUCGCAAACCACGUCCAGGAGAGGAAAAUGGUAUCCAUUAUCAUUUCGUCUCGGUCGAAGAGAUGCAGUCCGCCAUUGAGAAGGGUGAAUUCAUUGAAACGGCUGUAUUUAGCGGGAAUAUGUAUGGUACCAGCAAAAAGGCAGUGGAAAACGUUCAGCAUCAAGGGAAGGUGUGUGUGUUGGACAUUGAAAUUGAGGGUGUGAAACAGAUUCGUAACUCGGAUCGAUUGAACCCGCUGCUGGUGUUUGUAAAUCCACCAUCGAUCGAGGAACUGGAACGCAGAUUGCGUGGACGUCAAACAGAAACGGAGGAAAGCUUACAGAAGCGUUUAAACACGGCAAGGAAAGAAAUAGAAUAUGGCACGGAACCGGGAAACUUCGAUGUGGUUGUGCAGAACAACAAUCUCAAGCAGGCGUAUGAGGAUCUGCGCAACUUUAUCGUACGGGAGCUAGAAACGCAACAAGGCCAAGAUGUAUUCCUUGUCACGUCACUGGUUAGCAAUUACAAAUCGCUUGAAGUUUAA
Molecule: messenger RNA, 822 nt
Organism: Anopheles marshallii
Lineage: Eukaryota; Metazoa; Arthropoda; Insecta; Diptera; Culicidae
Product: guanylate kinase
Exons: 6
Coding region: 1-822 (273 amino acids)
Biological process (GO): purine nucleotide metabolic process
Cellular component (GO): cytosol
Molecular function (GO): GMP kinase activity
Source: RefSeq, a predicted model, not a curated record